ACGCAUGUUGUUUAUGCAGUCGCGUCAUAAGCUUUACUCGAACUAGACGUUGUUCGACUUAUCGUCACCUAAAGUCGGAAUUUAAGCGGAAAAUCGUCAAUUUUCCGACGCCUUUUGUGUUGCACAGUGCUUACGGGUUUCCCGGCGCCUUUCGACGACAUUUUCCCGUGCGGGCCGACGGCUGACAUCGAGAAAAUCAGCGAUUUUUUGUCUAAGUGUAGAAACUGAAGCGACUUGGCGCGUGGCGUAUUGUUUUGUUGGUUGCCUACCUGAAGCACGAAAACCUCACAAGGAUGAGUCCCAGUGUUUAUUCUUCAACACGCAUCUUAUUAUCCUCCGCAAAUCCGGAUUUAAGGAUGUUAAACAAACCAGAGCAGAUCAGAAAAGUGAAGAGAGUCCUGUUUGGUCCAGUCGAUCCGAAGGCGACGCAAAAAUUCCUGGAGAAUGAGCUGAAGAAGAUCAGCGURACCAAAUCGGAAAAAUGGAAUUUCGAUUUUAAAACCGAAACUACUUUGGAACCUACCGGGGCGUUUCAUUGGCGGGCCGCCACACCCCGAAAAGAAAACGUUCCAGUUAAGAGGAAAGUUGAGGAGGAGUUCGACAUCUCCAGCCAAUAUUGUGAUUUGGCAGAGGCUGAUUUGGUAAGGCCGAGACCGAUCAAAUCGUCCCCCAGCAGUAAUGAGGAGCACAAAAACCAGCAAAGCAGGAUAACAGAUUUUAUGAAAGCUAUGAAAAGACCGCUGACUUCAUCGGACGUUUCGAAGAAGUCAUCAUCAGAUUGGAACACGGAGGUACCAACGAAAAUACCAAGACUGGAUAUUUCCAGUUAAGUUGCUGAAAAGAUUGGGCAAUCCAGCUUUGCAAGGGAAUCCCAAACAGUCAAACGAAGCCCAUUCGUUGUGAUUCAAUUUCCAAAUACACCAAGGCAGAUUUUUGUAUGUUUGGGUUUCCCGGUAAGUUUUUUACCUUCUUCCACUUGAUACAAAUCAUUGUUGAUCUCCAAAACAAAUUUAUUUUAUUAUUAUUUUUUUAAGUAGAGUAAAAUAUUAAGUUUUUGUUCAAAGAAUUAUUAAAUCGUAUAUUUUAAUUCUAGGAACAGUUGAUUUUCCAGAUAGUCGUUGAAUAAGAGGGCUGCAAAUGAUGCGUCCAUAAUGUCUCAAAUCAAUUCAAAUUGAUUGUAAUUAAUUGUCUGGAAUAUUUAACUGUUCCUACGACAGCCGUAGGUUACUGUACUAUAAAUUUGUUGGUCUUUAGACUUUAAUUAUAUUUAUUUUUCGUGUGAUCUCCCAAAAAUCCUUUUGUUGGUGUUUUUCCCUUCCAUGAAAUGAUAUCUUCUUGUUUCAUUCAAAAUUCUUCAUCAAUCAGCGACGCCGUAAUUGUUUUAAAUCAAUCAAUAGCUUCCACUAAGUCAUCAAAAUAUCCCCCUCAACAUCACAUUAGUACCUAUGAGAGAUUCAAGCCAUAAAAGGAGCGUGUAUAUAAUUUUAAUGUAAAAACUAAAUACGAAACUCUCCCACCCUGUAUAAAGCGUUGUACAUUGAGCACUGAUUUGUUUGGAUUCGUAUUGUUUCGGUGGGGCCACCCAGUAAAAUUGGGUGUUCCAUAUCUGUAUUGUACAGAAAACUUUUAUUCAUCUACAGGGUAGUCGUUGCGCGCCAGCUUCAAGACAUACCGUGCAAUGCUGGCAGUGUACCAGGUGUAAAUAAACAACUUAAGUUGGUGGCAACGAUUUAAGGUAUUUUUGAUUUUUUGAUGAUGCCCAAAACCCAAUUGCUAAAGUUAUUGAGGAUUAAGACAAAAUUAAUAGGGGGUGGAAGAUGGAUUCCGUGCACAAGGAGCAUAUUGCGUCCUUUUUAUUCAGCUCGUGUGGUCAAUUCCAUACAAAAAACAACUUUAUUGUACAAGAUUCAAGUAGUUCACGAGUAAAGUACGAUUAGUCCUUGAGCACAUUGUAGUUAAUUGGUAAUCAAAUUGACUACAUACUUUUUAUACCUGAUGUUUUGCUUUUUAUUUAGAACGUUCUGGCCCAAAGAAAUUGAGUACAAAUUUGACCAUUGUCAAUGAACAUUUUUGCAGAGUUCGGUGGCAUAAUCUGAUCGGGAUUGUGCCAAAAUUAUGGCAGCUUUGCGCCCAGUUGUCUGAAAAAAAAGUUGUCGUUUUGGGAUUAUUUAACAGAUUUCGGCUUUUAAGGGUCUUUUAGUACAGUUAAGGCUACCUUGUUCAUAUAGGGUGAUUUUGGGUAAGACAGCGAGGGUAUUUUUUAAGGAAUUGCCACAACAGUCCGUAUUUUCCAUUUUUCGAGAAGCGGAAGAGUGCGUAGCAUGGAAAAUGCGACUUUAUUGCUAUCUCAAAGUUCAAAAGGAAAAAUACCUACUUUAACGCCGUAAUUAUGAUUAAUAGACAUGUAUAGUUAUUAAAAAAUGCCCUCUUUCGAUUGGUUUGGUAUGUAAACAGACAUAUUGAGCGUGGUUGCAGAUCUCAGUGGUUCUGCAAGUAAUUAAAUUUUAUUAUUAAGGUUUUGUUGUCUGGGCUCGGAAGUUUGGAGGUUUGCCCCCCACAGUUCGCCUGGACGAUGCAAUAUUAAUUAUCAGACAUUUUGAGAUGGAAAACAAUACAUAUAAAUAUAUAAAACGUAACAUCUGUGAUGUAUUAGAUGAUGAUCUCAAAAUAAGAGAAAAUAUAUUAAUAUAUUUUGCAGAGGCUUUUAGUCUGAUCUCAGGAAUGGCGGUUGGCCCCUGCAUGUAAUUCCUCUAACCAAAACCUGAAGUUUUGCAUUCAGGGGCCUGGUCGAAUUGCACUUGUUAAAAAUGCAAGUCAAAAUUGCAGAGGUCAGUUGAAAAGAAUCUUGAUCGAUGAAGAAAUAAUAUUAUUAGAGCUACGAUUUAUAGAUUAAACUAAAUUAAUGUAAAUUUGUUGUAAAAAAUAACAUUUUAGAGUAUAUGUGAAGCUAAUAUUAAAGGCUUCCUUUUGUUAGUGUAAA
Messenger RNA from Dendroctonus ponderosae (mountain pine beetle), 2980 nucleotides. RefSeq lists its product as uncharacterized. Gene Ontology annotation, cellular component: nucleus. Bases 294 to 830 code for a protein of 178 amino acids. Gene Ontology annotation, biological process: regulation of cell cycle. Lineage: Eukaryota; Metazoa; Arthropoda; Insecta; Coleoptera; Curculionidae. The record is from RefSeq and is a predicted model, not a curated record. Gene Ontology annotation, molecular function: cyclin-dependent protein serine/threonine kinase inhibitor activity. The transcript has 3 exons.